UCCACCUCCACAUUGUUCAAAUGUAUUGAGAAAUGAGAGAAAUAAGUGAAAUGCUAUGUAAUGUGACAGGAUAUACAGAGAGAUAGAAAGAAAAAUGAGUGAAAAUGAGAUGCUAGAAAAAGUGAAGUGUGAAUAUAUCAUUACUCUUGAUAGAAGAGAGAGAGAGAGAGAGAGCAAAAUGCCCGUGUAGUGUAUUAAUCAAAAUCAAAACUGAAAUGAAAAAUCAGUUUGGCGCCAUCCCCCUCCAUUAGCAUUUAGCAGAGAAGAGAAAAUGUACUUGAGCAGCGAUUCACAGAGUAUGGAUGUUGACGACGAGGGCGAAUCACAAUCACAAUCACAGCGGUGUUGCUCUCAAGGCCACCGUUCUUCUCUGAAUCUUCCAACACACCAAGGUGGCUCAAUCUGCCUCGUAUGUUUCUCCAACCUCAUCUCUAACCCUCACUCCCCAACCAUCCAUGUCUCCUACGCUCUCUCUCACCUCUCUCGUUCCCUCUCCUUCCCUCCUUUCCUUCACUCCAUCCUCACCUUCCACCCUCACUUCCUCCUCUCCCCUCUCAUCACCGCCCUCUCCUCCUUCGACGACGACCCCGUUGCCGAACAACUCAUCCAUCUCGUCCUCGCUCUCGCUGUUUCCCCUCAACAACCUUCCAUCCGCCGUCAAUUCGUCGCGAGAGUUUCCGAUCGCAUCUCCUCCGGUGCUUUGGGUUGGAGUCCCCGUCAAUUGCACAUGCUUCACUGUCUCGGCGCUCUUCUGAAUUGUGAGAAGGAUGAUGAUCUCCAUGUCCACAUCAAAGAUAUAUAUAGCCUCAUUUCCGUUCUUGUUACGGGACUUCAGUUGCCAAGUGAGGAGAUUCGCGGGGAGGUUCUUUUUGUUCUUUACAAACUGUAUUUUCUCCAAAGUAAAUCGGCGGAGGGAGAUGGGAGUGAUAUUUUGAUUCGCUUUUGUCCAAAGCUCCUGUACCUGUUGACAAAUGUUCUCAUGAAGACUCAAAAUGAUGAUGUUCGCUUGAAUUGCAUUGCACUUUUGACUUUGCUGGCACAAAAGCAUUUGCUUCAGGAAGAAUGUGCAUGUGAUUCUAGUUACAUGUCUUCCUCUGGUGGAGUUAACUACAAGGAAUCCGAAGAUGGAGUCAAUGGAUCAUCUCUGGUUAAUCUGUUUGCUGAAGCGAUAAAAGGCCCAAUGCUCUCGUCCGACAGUCAAGUCCAAAUCAGCACUCUAGAUUUACUCUUUCAUUAUUUGUCUUCAGUUGGAACUUCAGGCAAUCAGAUUCAAGUCUUGGUGGAAGAAAAUAUUGCAGAUUAUUUGUUUGAAAUAUUAAGAUUGUCAGAGUAUAAGGAUCCAGCAGUGAAAAUGUGCCUUCAGCUACUAGAUCUUUUAUCAACUGCAGAGGAAGUCUUUAAACCAAGGCUUGUUGUUGGGUUUUCAACUUUGAUUCCAGUACUACGUUACGUGGCUGAAGUUCCUUUUCAUCCAGUCCAAUAUGAGACACUGAAGCUAAUUUUUUACUGCAUUUCUGAGUUUCCUGGAGCUGUAUCAACUUCUCAGCUGGAGGAACUGGUUCUUAUUUUGACAAGAAUGUUCAGAAAGCAUUCUGAUGGGGAGAUGGGUAUAAUUCCCGAGACGUUCGCAAUGGCCUGCUCAGUAUUUGUCGCUCUUAUAAGAUCUCCAUCUUGUAAAGAAGCAUUAGAUCUGUCAAAAUCAAUUGAGGAAGCAAUCAAACAUGCCAUUUCAGCUUGCCUUUAUGUCUCUGAAAGGAAUAUCAACCAAAUAUUGCAAUGCUUGUACCUACUUAAAGAGGCAUAUGCAUACAGUCAUGAUGGAAACUCCACCAACUCUAGUAUACUGGAACUUAGAUGCAGCAUUCUAGAUAUAUGCAGAACACGUUUACUGCCUUGGCUUCUAUCGGACAUCAAUGAAAUGCAAGAGGAAAUUGUCCUCGGUUUGCUGGAAAUUUUUCAUUCUAUACUGCUUUUGCAUCCUAGUAUUGAUUCCACAGAAUUUGCAGAGACUCUGAUUUCAUCCUGUUGGUUCAGUUUCUCCUAUGGAUGUCUGGGCUUGUUUACCGGAGAUAGGAUGAAACAUAGAAUAUAUUUGUUACUUAGUUCACUCAUGGAUUCUCUACUGGGCAUUGAUUCUGGACAACCAGUUAGAGAUGCUGCUUUACACCUGCCUUCUGACCCUGUUGAUUUACUCUUUCUGCUGAGGCAAAGGAGUACCAACCGUUCAGAUUUUCCUUCUUGUCAGUCUGCUGCUUUGCUGAUUAUGUACACCAGUUCACUGUAUGAUGAAAGACUUGCAGAUGGGAAAUUGGUUUUAGCUUCUCUUGAGCAAUAUAUUCUCCUUAACUGCGGUGCUUUUCAUAAUUGGGCAACAGAUAUUUUGACUGUGACGCGACUGGUGAAUCUUUACAGUUUGUUAAGGGGUCUUGGCAAUAUGGUCUACCAAGUUCAAUACAGUCGAGAAGCUGAGGAGAUUAUAUUCCAGCUGAUAAACAAUGGUGAAUGGGAUUUACUUUCUGCAAGAACUCACAUAGUAUCUCUGAAGUGGUUGUUUCGACAAGAGAAUAUAGUCAAAUCAUUGUGUCAUCAGAUUUUGAAAUUCUGCCAAAGCUAUAACUUAGAAGAGGCUGACAUAAUUAUCGGAAACAAUAGCCAAACUAUCAAUGUACAGACACUUGCAGAGUUAGUAUCCACUGGAGAAAACUAUGGAGCUAGACUUUUCGUAUGCUUAUUGGCACAGCUAUUCGAGGAAGAAGGCCAGGAACAUGAGAUGAUUUCUGUUUUGAAUCUCAUGGCAACUAUGGUUCAUGUCUGUCCAGCUGUUUCUGACCAACUAUCUUUGCACGGAAUAGCGGCAACAAUCAAGACUUGGUGCUUCUCGACAACAACUUUCAUGUCCAUCUUGAUUUUGGCUUUUAAUAUUUUGAGUUCAGCGCAUCCUCAAACACUAUCUGCUGAUCAGAGUUGGGUUGCAGUAACCAUGAAGAUGAUUGAGUACUCUAUUCCAGCCACAAUGGCUGAUAUAUUAAGUCAUGAAAGUCUCUUCGUUAUUGGCAUUCUUUCCCUGAUUUUGCAUCUUUCCACCAAUGAAGCACUUGAAGAUCCUUCGAAGUCCAUUCUUUUUAAUACUUGUAUAAUAUCUGCAGUCAACACUGUAGUCUGUGCAGCUUCUUCAAAGGGAGCUGCUUUGUCUGACCAUGAUGAGGGAACAAGCACCGGAGAAACUUUAAUAUUUGUUCUUUUACUCAAUUACUUCGCCGUUAAAAGCUUGCAUGCUGUCAUUCCAGGGUUUGUGGAUUGGCAAAGCUUCCUUGUUUCAACGAAUCCAUCAGAGCCACUAGCCUUCAUAGGCAUCCGUUGCCAUGAAUUGUGCAGACUUCUGCAUUUUGGUUCUUCUGUGAUCAAGAUUAUUGCUUCUUAUAGCUUGUUAGAGCUGUUUAACAGAAUAUCAGAUCAAAUAAACAGUAAACAUGAAGAGUUGAGAUGUAGCAUUGGGCACUUAAUGUCCAUAAGGAGUAUACUGGAAGGGCUGGUAUUUUAUAGCGACCUGAGAGUGGCUACAAAUUGUGCCCUCUGCCUGUCGAUGCUUAUGCGAUGGGAAAAUCAUGCAGAGGAAACAAAACUAUUAGGACAUAGCAGCUGGUGUAGAUUGGUUAUAGAGGAGAUGACAGUAUCUUUGGCAGCCCCUUCUCUAGCAUCACAAUCAUUCAUGGAGAGUCAAAGGCCUGCAGUCCUUAUAGCUAUUGCGUUGCUGAAACUGCAUAAAAUUCCACAGUGGGUGAGAUAUGUGUUUAAUAAUUCAUGCAUAUCUGGCAUACUUGAGAAUAUUGCUGCUACUAAUUUGAGCUCAGAGAUUUUGGUUUUAUUUCGAGAACUACUGAAAUCCGACUUCUUAAGUACCGAGCAAAUCACAACUAUAAAUCAAAUCCUCCAGGAAUGCAGAAAGCGCAUGUACACAAACAAUGCUCAGGAGGGUCUCCCAAAAGAACCAGUGAAGAGGAUCCUCACCACACCAGACGAUCUUGGAGACAUUUGUCGGUACCUCAUUGAUUUGAUGUCAUCAGAGACACAUUCAGAUCCAGAUUCAUCGGGAUUUAAUAAGGGCAGUAGAAAGCUCUUGGAAGAAAUAGAGCUGUUUUUCAGUACCUUGACCGUAGAUGAUGGUGGCAUUAGAUAGCUUGUGUGUUGAUAAAACUCUAGUCCACUGGACGCUUGGAUCUGAAUACUUACAAAUUGGUAAGCACGUCUAAAAUUCAUUGACAAGCUAAAAAAAUGAUUCUGACUAUUUAGAUUGAGUCUUGAUAAAGCCUAAUGUAAAUUCUGAUUGGCAAAGGUAAAUAUAUGUAAAAACGCUAAUUUUCUUGUAAUCUAUCCUGGUUAUUAGUUUUUGUAAGAACUGUUUCCAUCUAAUAGGAAUCUGGUGAUUGACAUUUGGUGUCAUCAGAAUAAACCCUUGAAAUACUAAAUGAAAUUCCGACA
Molecule: messenger RNA, 4479 nt
Organism: Lotus japonicus
Lineage: Eukaryota; Viridiplantae; Streptophyta; Magnoliopsida; Fabales; Fabaceae
Product: protein PUTATIVE RECOMBINATION INITIATION DEFECT 1
Exons: 9
Coding region: 272-4177 (1301 amino acids)
Biological process (GO): meiotic DNA double-strand break formation
Source: RefSeq, a predicted model, not a curated record